CACCCACUGCCAUAUUUUAAACAUUUGUUGUAAAAUUCUCAUUUUAUUGGUUUUAUUUUUGAGUUUUAUUUCAUUAGAAAAUACCUUCAAACUCUCCAGGAAUGUAUGUCAGAUCAUGUGUUCCCAAAUUACACAUUUGAUUUUAUAAUUAUACAGUGUAAAAAUGCUAACAUAUUUUCUUUGUAUUGUUUCUUGGAGAAAAUCAGUAUGUGAUAGAGGGCUUAAGAGAUCAAAAUGAACAAAACUUUUAAAGACAAUACAAUUCAGUUUUUUCAGAGCAUGUGAACCAAUAGCAAGGCUCACACUGACACCCAUAAGACAAUGUCCAGCAACCCUCACACACAUGGAUCGGAGCAUUGCACAUAACUAGGGGGAAUUCCUGGCAUCAGCAGUAGCCUGGAGGAAAGGUACCAUUGCUCUGAGCUGAAAGCAGAACCAGAGCACGAGUUAAUUGGAUACCUGCAGCACUGUGCCGGUAAGGUGAGGUAAAGUGCAGGAGCUGUGAACUCAUGGGGCUCUCCAGAAUGAACUGAGGUAGUGUUGGACAGAAGAGACCUGGGAUGUGGAAGUUCUACUUCUUGGACGGCAUGUUUGCAGAAUUUGAAAAUGAGGGUAUGGAUGCAUUCUUUGCAUCAUGGCAAAAGACAGCUACUGUGGGAACUGACAUCCUGCAAAUUCCUUAGCCAUGUGCUUUGUAGAAGGACUCAUUUUGUUCGUUGAUUGAGAAGCUGAUAGAGCUGCUGGAGGAGGUGUUUUUCAGGUUGGACAGGAAGUUGGGGGAGGAAGAAGAGGAAGAGAAGGAGCAGGAGAUUAGCUGUCUUGGGAGGGAGGAAAGGAAGAGGAGGACAAGGAGGUAUUCAGUUUGCAUAGAAUGUACAUGGGUUUUUCUUCAAAGUUUGUACUCACCUCUGAAACCAUGAGAACAGACUGUUAGUUCUACUGUUGAAUUCUCACACAGACCCGCAGGACUCUACGAGAUGUGGAGAAGAAUAGAAAUGAGGCUGUUGUGUUCGGAGAGAUUUUCUUGUAGAGUAAGCCCUUGGCAUUCUUAGUCCCCCUUUCUCCAGCUUUUCAAGGACUGCUUUCCCACAGCAGCAAGUUGGCCUUGAGCAAAUGACCAACAGUCAUCCAGCUUUCUGAUAAUGAAAUUUUAAAAUAUUUGUUAUUUUUAAUUGUGUAUGUGAAGGAAUGGGCCUACAUUUCAGAAAGCAACGGCUCGUCUGGCGCUACAGGUUUGUGAGUCACCUGUGGUGGGCGCUGGAAACCAAGCUAGGUCCAUCUGGAAGAACAGUGCGUGCUCCUGAAACUGAGCCAUCCCUCCAGCUUUGUCUUCUGAUGUUUGAAGCAAUGCCGGUCUGCUCUGCCGAGAUUUGACAGGCUGUACUAUGCGCAUGCGCACUGACCUUUACUGGCUUUAGACGCAAGCACAUGUUCAUGCACAAGGGCAUAUCUAUAGCUCGUGUUCUGCACACCCUUGCAUACUUGUGUCCACUAGCAUGGCUUGACAACAGCCGUUCUGUCAACUGUCUCUUCAGUUGCUAUCAACUGAAACACUAAACCAGGAACUGACUUGAGAGGAUGUUGAGGAGACUUGGCUAGUCUAUAACAAACAAUAAUAUUUGGAUCAGGAGGGGUGGACUUAUUAUAUCAUUGAUAUCGCGAUAAGGAGGGGUAGACUAAUUAUAAUAUGCAAAAUAUUAAAAACAGGAGGGUGGGCUUAUAAUUUGAUAUGAGAUGGAGAGGGUUGGCUUGUUAUAAUAACGUUGGUUGAUACCAGGUCGGGUAACGGUUGGCUUGCUAUAAACCGUGCCUGAUAUGGGAGGGAGGAUGCCUCAGGGUUCCCAAGGCUUCUCUGGGCUCUGUAAAUGUCAGAAAAAGUAUCUUGAAGAGACGCCCUUGGGUUUCUGCGACAUCAAGGCACCGAGAAACACCCCGUGCUUUGGGACUCAGGAUCCUGCGUAUUUAGACAUGGCAUACUUUCCUGACAACGAUCUGCACAUGGCAGCCUGUGCGGGAGAUUUACCUUUUGUGCGGCUGUACUUAAGUCUGGGGAAAUACGAAGUCAAUCACAGAGACAAGGAGAAUAGGAGUGUCCUGCACUUUGCCUGCUUCUAUGGAUAUCCAGACCUGGUGAAAUACCUCUGGAGGCGUGGCUGUGAGAUUAAUGCAUGUGACAAUCAUAACAUCACACCCCUGAUGAAGGCUGUCCAAAGCUGGGAAGAGGAAAUCGUGUGUUUUCUGCUAGAGCAUCAUGCUAACCUGCACAUUAAAGACAGCAAUGGUAAUACUGCUCUCCACUAUGCAGUCUAUGGUGGGGAGCCAGCCCUGGCUGCCAGGCUGCUACAGUAUGGAGCAAAUAUUGAGGAAAGAACAAAAGAUAACCUCACACCACUACUGCUUGCUCUCAGGGAAGACAGGCUGAAGAUGGCAGAAUAUUUAGUAAGGAUGAAAGCAAGUGUACAUGCAGUUGACUUUCAGAGAAGAACUUCUCUCAUGUAUGCUGUAAGAUGUGAUUCAUCAGUUAUGGUCAAUCUUCUUCUUCAACAAGGUGUUGACAUGAAUUUUAAAGAUUUCUUUGGAUGGACUGCUUUACGUUAUGCUAUUGAAGGUGACCGUGAGGUGAGGACAAUACUUUUGGAGUAUGAGCGUAACCUAAAACAAAGCUUAAGAGAGAAGAAGAAUUCAGGAUAAUGCUGGCUGUGAGCUUAGGUAGAGUAGAAUGGAUCAAGUCAUGUACGAGGGAAAAUCCACCAGAAUAACAACAGCUGAUUUCUCAGUAGAAACUUUAAUCAGUAGAAGAGCCUUGAAGAAUGCACUUCAAGAUCUAAAAGACUGCAGAUGCCUAGAUUACUGUACCCAGCAAAACUAUCUACCAUAGUUGAAGGAGAAUGAGAAACUUCCCAUGAUACAAAUAGGCUAAAAGACUUCAAACCCACUGUUGGGCCCCAAAGGCCUGGUUGUGAGGUCCAGUGUAACUUCCCGAGCCUAGCUCGAGUUUGGUGACCUGUCCUGGGACAUGACUUCUGAAUACGAGUGACUCAGCACUACCUGACCAAGAAUCGCCUCUGCCUAAUAACUGCUGAGGUGGCAUCAUCUCAUUGACCCACUAUCCUCAACUCAUCCCCCCGUCACCCCAACCUAUAUAAGUUCACUCCUGAUGCAAUAAAGCGAGUUCCUGCGACAAGA
Molecule: messenger RNA, 3186 nt
Organism: Peromyscus californicus insignis
Lineage: Eukaryota; Metazoa; Chordata; Mammalia; Rodentia; Cricetidae
Product: putative ankyrin repeat domain-containing protein 19
Exons: 7
Coding region: 1816-2691 (291 amino acids)
Molecular function (GO): protein binding
Source: RefSeq, a predicted model, not a curated record